Magallana angulata is the source of this 1896-nucleotide messenger RNA. Its product is annotated as acetylcholine receptor subunit alpha-type acr-16-like. The transcript has a single exon. Gene Ontology annotation, molecular function: transmembrane signaling receptor activity; neurotransmitter receptor activity; extracellular ligand-gated monoatomic ion channel activity. Gene Ontology annotation, biological process: nervous system process; chemical synaptic transmission; monoatomic ion transmembrane transport. Gene Ontology annotation, cellular component: neuron projection; membrane; synapse. The coding region runs from base 276 to 1460 and encodes 394 amino acids. NCBI's taxonomy places the organism in Eukaryota, Metazoa, Mollusca, Bivalvia, Ostreida, Ostreidae. The record is from RefSeq and is a predicted model, not a curated record.
GAAGAUAUUUAAUAUUGUUUAUAAAUGCAGUUGUUAUAAAACAUACACAUUCUAAAGUGUUAAAAUUAAAUCAGAAGUAUGUAUAUACAUGCUUGCAACCUUUUAACUAUUUAAUCCAUAAAGGAUAAGCUAUUCAGGCGUGUUGUUCUAAUUUACACCUAACAAAUGCUACUUUAUCGGAUUAAAAUGUCUAUGUUCAUGUAAAUACAGCCAUAAUAUCAGAGUAAAUGUGCCGAGAUUCGCGUAAAAACAGCCAUUGCCUUGUUAUAUAACAGAUGAUGAUGAUGAUGAUGAUGCGGAGCAUUGUCCUCUUUAUGAUAUUCCUGGGGGUAGAGAGUUACAAUGUUACCCACCAAAAUCAGCUCAACACAGACUUGUUAACUGGAUACGACAGAAGAGUAAGACCGGACGCCGGUAGCACACCUACAAAUAUAUCGGUUUCUUUCAUUGCCACCUCUCUCAAAGAAUUUUCAGAAAGCGAGGGAAAAAUAGCUUUAGUGGGAUCCUUCGUAUUCCAUUGGAUUGACCAGAGGUUUGUGUGGAAUGCAGCAUCCUAUGGUAACGACCUUCACAAAACUGUCUUUUAUGUCAAGGACAUAUGGGUACCAAGGUUGGUGAAUAUGAAUCCAUUCGAUUCCGUCCGGAUGUUUGGAGUGAGUGAGAUGUUGUGCCAUAUCUCUGAAUUUGGAGAAGUGUACUUUUUCGUUCCGGACAUGUUCCAAUCCACUUGUGACGCGGAUGUGACGAAAUAUCCAUUUGAUUCCCAAACUUGCUCUCUACGUUAUUACGUUCCUGGCUAUUAUAUUUACGAUAUCAACAUUAUUCCUGUAUUAUCUUCUUUUGAUAUGCGACUGUAUGAAGAAAACGGACUCUGGAAAAUCACGAAAACAUCCGUUACAGUGAAAACAGAUGCUUCGCUAUUUCAAAUUUUGAAACUUACAGUAAACAUGGAGAGACGGACGACUUACUACAUAGCCGGUCUUCUUCUUCCAAUUCUAUUAAUGAAUACCAUUCAACUGCUCGUGUUUAUAAUUCCGGUCGAAUCCGGGGAACGCAUAGGCUACUCUAUUACCGUGUUAUUGGCGAUUGCGGUUUUUCUUACUAUAAUUCAAGACAAACUUCCGGAAUCGUCUGAGCCGAACGUAUCCCUUCUCACUUACAAACUCCUGGUGGACAUGGUCAUUGGCUGUGGCAUGAUCUUCGCUGUCGUUAUUGGCUUGAGAUUCUACCUCCGGACCGAGGAAACUCCGAUCUCCGGAUGUGCGCAAUGCUUCGCUCGUUGCUUUUACUCCAAACACACGAAUCAAGUAGUCGUUCUUGAGAAGGAGGAGAAUCUUUCUUCAUCGGGAAAUGUUAAAUGGCAUGACGUGGGGAAAGCAUUUGAUCGAUUUUGCUUACUUCUGUUUAUUUCAUCACUUAUUUUGAAUAAUGGUAUUUAUUUUCUGGCCGUAUGUCUUUGAGAACUUUUAUAUCAUAUUCUAAUGGAUUUUAUCACAAUAGCUAAAUUAGAAUGUAUAGCCUACCAUUUUUUAAAUCAUAUCUUAGAUAUUAAAGAAAAAAAUUCUUUCAAGCGAAACUGUGUACGUCAUUUUUAGGAUAAAUAUAUCAUUAUUACAAGCAACCAUGCAGGAUGCAGUUAUAUGAUACGAAAGUUAAAGUAGCUGCGCACUUCUUUUGAACCACUAUGCAUCAGAAGUGCUCUGAAGCAUUAAGUGAGCGUCAGAUUUACAUAAUGUAAUGUUUCAAGGCAUUUCCCCCUAACUAUGGUGGAAGAUUAAGUGAAAAAACUGCUAAUUAGGUGCAUCAUUCUGUAAACAAUGAAUUUUGAAGUUACGGAACAGUGGCGUUUCGUCACCGCGCGAAAUUUUACAACGAGCUUUAGACCUACAGUGUUCU